Messenger RNA from Vespa velutina, 3611 nucleotides. RefSeq names its product SCY1-like protein 2. The transcript has 6 exons. Gene Ontology annotation, molecular function: ATP binding; protein kinase activity. The record is from RefSeq and is a predicted model, not a curated record. Gene Ontology annotation, biological process: protein phosphorylation. NCBI's taxonomy places the organism in Eukaryota, Metazoa, Arthropoda, Insecta, Hymenoptera, Vespidae. Bases 356 to 2941 code for a protein of 861 amino acids.
UAAACGGAAGGCAUUGAACAAUCUUAAGUGUUUAUAAGUAAAAUCUGUAAUAAUCUAUUAUCUAUUGUACGAAUAUUAUCUUAUCAGUAAACUAAAACUUACUCAGUAAAAAACAAUUGUUCCUAGAAAGGAAUCAAAUAUUAAGAGUAAUCCUGAUAGGUGACUCAUACGAUACAGCAGAAUCAAUUUGUUUGUUAAGUGACAGUUCGAACAAUUUGUAAGUUAUCGAAGGGAAUUUCGAUAAAGAAAAUAUUAAUAAGUUUAAUUGAGUUUUUUGUGAAAGUAAUAAAAAUCAGUUUAGAUUAUUAUCAAAAAUAUUAUAUGAUCUAUCAAUCUUUCUAUAUAAAAUAUUAAAAUGGAUGUUCUAACCAAAUUAAGAAAUACCGUAAGCAAUACUAUUACUAAUACUGUACAUAAUACAGCAUAUGGCCUUUCGCAAUUAUCCAGUGUUCUACCUGGUAAUCCUGUAACUAGAGAAUUCGAAGUAAUUGCUCAUAUAGCUAGUGCAGGACCAGGUUUAUUAUGGAAGGUUUAUAGUGGUUACAAAAAGUCAACGAAGCAAGAAGCAGCUAUAUUUUUAUUUGAGAAACGUAUUCUGGAAAGAUGGUCAUCGAAAACAGAUAGAGAACUUAUAUUGGAAACGUUAAAGCGUGGAAUAAUGCAGUUAACAAAAUUAAGACAUCCACAAAUAUUAACUGUUCAACACCCACUCGAAGAAUCGAGAGACAGUCUUGCAUUUGCUACUGAACCGGUCUUUGCUAGCUUAGCUAAUGCAUUAGGUAAUUUGGAAAAUGUUCCACAACCGCUUCCGACAAACCUAAGGAAUUAUAAACUUCUUGAUAUUGAAAUACGUUAUGGGCUCUUACAACUUGGCGAAGGACUUGCAUUUUUACAUGGGGAUGUAAAGCUUUUACAUCAAAAUUUGUGUCCUGAAUCAAUAGUUAUUAAUUCACAUGGUGUAUGGAAAAUAUUUGGUUUCGAUUUUUGUGCCUUGAAUCAAAGUACAGAUAGCAAACAGCCAAGUUGGUCAUAUACAGAAUAUGAUCCUACCGCUCCAUAUGUGACAUGCCCUCAACUAGAUUAUCAAGCUCCUGAAUGCAUAUUGGCAAGCAGUAAUAGUCCAUCAAGUGACAUAUUUUCUUUAGGCAUGUUAAUUUAUGUUAUACAUUCUCCAGAUAAUCGUCCACUUCAUGAAUCACAAAAUGAUUUGUCCAGGUGUAAACGUUUCUUAGAAAGUUUUAAAGGAUCUGCUGUGUCGUCUAAAUUAUUUUCAGUUCCAGAAAAUCUAAGAGAUACUGCUAAACUAAUGUUAAGUCAUAGCCCUGAAUUAAGGCCAGAUCCUCAUCAAUUUAUUAAGAUCGAAUAUUUUAUGGAUAUCGGAGUCAAAACAUUGAAUUAUUUAGACAAAUUAUUUCAAUGGGAUAAUCUCCAAAAGUCACAAUUUUAUAAAGGUCUUCCACAAGUUUUAAAACAACUACCACAUCGCGUCAUACUUCAUAGAGUAUUACCAUCAUUGUAUAAAGAAUUGGUAAAUCCACCAAUGAUCCCAUUCGUAUUACCAAGCAUUUUACAAGUUAUGGAAUCUUGUGAGAUAGAAGAAUUCAGAGAACAUAUUCUUCCUAAUUUAAAACCUGUUCUUGCAUUAGAGGAUCCACCACAGAUCAGUCUAGUGCUAAUGCAACAAGUAAAUUUGCUUUUAAAGUUGUGUCCUGCAGAUGUUAUUAAAAGUGAUAUAGUUCCUAUGCUUACGCGCGCUUUAGAAUCAGGAUGGGAACAACUUCAAGAACUUUGUUUAACAGCAUUGCCAAACAUAGUAACUAUGAUUGAAGGACCAGUUAUGAAAAAUGCAAUACUACCUAAAAUAAAAAAGAUUUGUUUAAAUAAAAAAACGAAUGGUAGUGCAACUUUAGGAAUCCGUGUUAACUGUUUAUUAUGUCUUGCAAAAAUGUUGCCAAAUUUUGACCGCUGGUUGGUUUAUGAUGAGAUAUUGCCACUUCUUCAAGAAAUUCCUCAUACAGGAGAACCUGCUAUUUUAAUGGCUAUUAUAGGAAUAUAUAGAUUAUUAUUGACACAUAGCAAAAUGGGCAUUAGUAAAGAAAUAUUAGCAACAAAAGUAUUACCUUUUUUGUUGCCACUUUGUAUAGAGCAAAACCUUAGCUCAUCACAAUUUGAAACACUUUCUACAUUGGUGAUCGAUAUGAUUAAUAGAGUAACUACAGAACAUAGAGAAGCUCUUAAACAACUAGAUGCUGUGCGACGUGAGACACAACAGUUUGAAAAAGAACUAUCAGCAACAACACAAAUUACAUUCCCACAACAAAAUAUAUUAAAUGAUAUCAAUGUAACAGCACAGAAACCAUCUAUAAAUAUGGUAAAACAGUGUGUUGGUAUGGAGAAUGGAUUAACAAUAGAAGAAAAGUUUAGAUUGGCACAACAACAAGAAACUCAUCAAAGAUUACAAUCUCAAGAGCCAUUAACGCCGAAAACAAUCUCAUCAAUUUCCAAGCCACAACCUAAAGAUUUAACAGCAACGUUACUAAAAAAUAAUUUAGAUGAAUUAAAUUUAUCAGCAUCUAAGUCUCCGAAUUCGCAAUCAAAUUAUAUUGGUCAAAAUUUAAAUACAACAUGGAAUAAUCAUAAUGCAAAUCAAUUAAAUUCACAAUUUUUGACAUCACCCAUGUCAAGUCAAAUGAUGAAUUGGACCAUGAAUAAUACUACUUCAUCUACAAAUUGGAAUUCGAAUCAAACUUCAUGGAACAUGAUGACGUCUCCUAAUAAUUUAAAUUCAAGUUGGGCUCCACAAACGAAUCUUACAAGGAAGACAGAAUAUGGGUCAAAAGUAAAUUCUCAGAUACUUCAACCAAUGGCUUCACCACCUAAUUUACAAAUACAAACAAAAACGAAUUUAUCUAAUCAAGAUAUUAUGGACCUACUUAGUUAGUGAAUAAAAAUUAUGUGCAAUAUUAAAUUCACGAUACAAAUUAUGAUUAAUUGUUUAACGAUAUAAAUAAUCGUUUUGUCUAGAAUUUUAAUACAUUUGAAUGAUUUGGCAGUAAAAGAAUAAUACAUAUGUACUAUUAAAUUCUGAUAGAUCAUUCCAGUUAUCACAAAAAAAAAAAAGAUUAAAAACGCUUCAGUUUUCGUAUUAGAAUAAUUAUAAAAUUAGAAUUUCAGAAGAAUUCAAUUUGAUUAUUUAAAUAAAUUUGCAUCAUUAUUACAGAAUCGCUAUUAUAGGUAUUCAUGCCAUCAAUUUAUAUUCAUACAUAUCCAUAAAAUAUAUAGCACGAUAAUUGAUAUUAUUUCAUUUAAUGAUUUAUUUAAUUUUUUAAUUUAUGUGAUAGAUACCCAUCGAGAUAUGAUCAUGUUAUAUUGUAAUUGGCAUAAAGGGUUGACGAAUUUGGUCAUAUUUGUAAUCUCUAAAUACAUCACUCUCUAUCUAAUUUAACUCUUAUGAAUUGAUUGUAUAAAUUGAUAUUUUCUAUCGAUUUAUACAAUUUACUGAUAUUAUGAUACUACUUUGAAUAAAAAGUAAAUUUAUUAUUCUUUAAAAAUAAUAAUAAGACGAUGUAAUACAUUAAGAUUAGUAAAGAGUAAAAAAAUGUUGACUAAUA